Molecule: messenger RNA, 1605 nt
Organism: Oldenlandia corymbosa var. corymbosa
Lineage: Eukaryota; Viridiplantae; Streptophyta; Magnoliopsida; Gentianales; Rubiaceae
Source: the annotation of a GenBank genome assembly
AUGUCAAUGUUGGAAGCAGAAGCUGGUGGCACAGAUGGACUUACGGGUGUUGCUCAUCCGGACCCUUUUCUUUUGGAACUCAAAAGUCUGCAGAACCAACUCAGAGAAAAGGAGAGAGAGCUGGGGGCAGCUCAAAAUGAGAUCAAGGCCUUGAGAGCAACACAAGUGUUGAAGGAUAAGGCCGUGGAUGAGCUCCAAAAUGAGGUGAAGAGGUUGGGGGACAAGCUUGGGGCAACUGAGAACCUUCUCCAUCAACAGAAUCUUGAUAUCAAGAAACUCAACAAUGAGAAGAAAGAAGCUCUGGCUGCACAAUAUGCUGCCGAAGCAACACUCCGCAGGGUGUACGCAGAUCAACAGGAUGACAACUUUGUUCCAAUGGAGUCCAUCAUUGCUCCCCUUGAAGCCGACAUUAAGAUGUACAAAAAUGAGAUUGCAUUACUACAGGAGGAUAAAAGGGCAAUGGAGAGACUUAACAGGUCAAAAGAAGCAGCUCUGCUCGAAGCAGAAGGGAUCCUGAAGAGUGCCCUUGAAAGGGCACUAGUUGUAGAGGAGGAGGAAAAUAAACUACUGGAGAAAACAAACCGUCAAAAAGUUUUGGAAGUGGAAAAGCUUAGCAAUACCAUUAAGGAGCUUGAAGAGGCAGUUCUUGCAGGUGGAGAAGCAGCCAACAAAAUCCGUGAUUAUAGACGGCAGAUUUCAGAACUCCAGGAAGAGAAGAGGACACUAGAAAGGGAGCUAGCAAGAAUAAAGGUUUCAGCUAACCGUGUAGCUAGUGUGGUGGCGAAUGAGUGGAAAGAUGAGAAUGACAAAGUUAUGCCUGUCAAGCAAUGGCUGGAUGAGAGAAAAUUAUUACAAGCAGAAAUGCAAAGGCUAAGGGAAAAACUAGCUACAGUAGAGAAAACUGCCAAGGCAGAAGCACAACUGAAGGAUAAACUAAAACUGAGGUUGAAGACAUUGGAAGAUGGCUUGAGAAAAAAUAGUGGAACUUCAAAACCAGAAAAACACAGCAAUUUCUUUGGGAUUCUUUCAAGUAAUGCUAGACUACAUAGGAAGAGAUCUACAUCACAACGAAGGGCUUCAGCAUUUAGAAGUCCCGAGAUUGAUUUAGCAGAGAAAACAAGGAAGAAGAAUAAUAGCAUAAAGGAGAUUAACGCUUCAGAAGAUUUCAUAAGUUUGUGGGCAAACCACAAGAAGAUUGUCUACAAUGGUGAAAAGGAGAACAACAAAAUGAGGGGAAAUUCCACCUGUGAUAUAGUUGAAAGUAACAAUGAGGAUCCAAAAAAUAAGGCUGUCGACAUUGGUACAGAGGAUGUUGUUUCAGGGUUUUUAUAUGAUCGCCUUCAGAAAGAGGUUCUAAGUUUGAGGAAGUCUUGUGAGGCCAAAGAUAGUACUUUGAACUCUAAAGAAGAAGACAUAAAGAUGCUCAACAGAAAGAUCGAGACACUAACUAAAGCCUUCGAGAUAGAAUGCAAGAAAACAAAGAAAGAAGCAACAACGGCAAUAACUGGUCAAAUUCCUGCCAAGGUGGAUGAAAAGAUCAGAAAUACCAACUCAUCUAAGAGGGUCGUAAAAACACCUGUGUCAGGGGAGUCUGUUGCCAAAUGA